Messenger RNA from Sciurus carolinensis (gray squirrel), 4589 nucleotides. RefSeq names its product EF-hand calcium binding domain 5 (gene Efcab5). NCBI's taxonomy places the organism in Eukaryota, Metazoa, Chordata, Mammalia, Rodentia, Sciuridae. The record is from RefSeq and is a predicted model, not a curated record. The transcript is spliced from 25 exons. Bases 270 to 4589 code for a protein of 1439 amino acids. Gene Ontology annotation, molecular function: calcium ion binding.
ACUCCCUAUCCACCUUUGGUUAAGGGCUUCUCUCCUAGAUAUUAGCUUCCAAGCACUUCCGGUCUGUGCAUGUGGAUUUAGAGAAAAUCCUGAGGCUGACUGCGGGAGUUUGUGGACAAAGACCAUCUGCAUGUACUGAAAAGGAAAAUGGAAAAGAAGACAAAGAAAAGAAAGAGGAUUCAACUGAAGAGAAGGAGCCUGUUGAGAGCUCACAGAGUUUACCAGAUGUUUCUGCAACAGAGACCAGCAACCGUGUGGCAGAAGAAGCAAUGGAUGAAAUAAAAUCCCAAGAAUGUAACCUGGCGGGGCAGCCAAAUGUUCCAACUAGUUCAACAAAGGCCCCUACCACUGAAAUCUCAGGGAAUGUUGUGAUUAGAAAACCUGCAAAAGUAAUUUUUUCUUCAGAUGAAACUAAACCAAAAUCAAAGCUCGAACAACCAUGGAAGAAAAACCUUUUGGAAAGAGUGGAGGCAAGCGCCAGGAAAAUGCAGCAGAAAGUAAUAGAUAAGGAUAAUAUGAAGAAGGAACUGGAAAAAAAGUCUGAAAAAAAACUCCCUAAGGAUAAUUUGGCCAAAGAGUGGUUUAAUACUGAAAGCACGACACUGAAAACUCGUGCAUAUUUGCUUGAUAAACUUCUACCCACCUUAGUUCCUGGAAUGGAAAAAAUGUUAAUGCAAUUAGAAAAGAAGAAGAUUUUGACAGAUGACGACUUUCCAACCAAGUUUGACCCAAUUAAUUAUUUGGGAGAAUAUUUAAUGAGAAACAAUCCUUAUUAUAUCAAAGACCCAGAAAUGUCUGGUUACCAGAGGGUAAUGAGAGAUGUCACAGAAGACCUGAAGGUACAUGUUCCUGAUACUAUCUGCAACAGAGUAUCUAAGAUGAAGGAGAAUGUUAAACAGAAAAGAGAACAAAGAGAAUACAUAAACACAAUCAAAGUCAAGGUGGCCAUCAUGCGGAAACAGGCUCUGCAGGAGCAAUUUGAUGAAUGGAUUCUAGACCCUAGAGGAAUGAUUCCUACAGUAGUGAUUCAAAAUGUUCUUCAUGAAUUUUUCCAAAAGCCAGAAUUUGAGCUUGAAUCACAUUGCAAACAAUUGAAUAUUACUGACUCCAUGGAAUCAGGAUUGAACAAAAUGGAAUUUUCAGAAUACAUCUCUUCACACAUUGCAGACCUUAAAAGUGAUAUUUUUGAGGAACUCCUCAAGCACCUUUGCCACUGUGCAGACGAAUUCCGGGAGGUCAUAAAAAGUGAUAUAAAGAGACAGAUGUUUGCUGAUCUCUUUCUAUAUUGUGACCACGGGAAGGUAGGGAUUUUGGAUCGGCAGAGGACAUUGGCCUUGCUGGAAACAUUCUAUGAUAGAAUUACACGAAAGCAUAAGCAUUUACUCCGAAACCCAAGACAAUGGCCAUUUGUUGAAUUUGAAGAGAUAGACUUGCUUGAGUUCUGGGGAGACAUGGAUAAUCAGAAACACAUUUAUGAAGACUUUGAUAAGGUGCUUUUAGGGAUGAAUGCAUUACUUUCUGAAAAACAUGAGAGCAAAAACCAAAAUCAAUUAUCAGAAAAUCAACAAAAACAUGAUGAGCAGAAGAAAUCAACACCACCACCAAGUCCACCAGAAGAGCAGAAAGAGACAACUGCAGAGCAAGGACCACAGAGAAUUUCAACUGCAGAACAAGAACUCUAUGAAGAACCAGAAAUAAAACAAGAAAAUGUCCCAGAGUCAAUUAUAGAACAAGAAAAGUCAGGGACAGAACAAGGGUCACGCAGAAGCUCAAUGAUAGAACAAGAACCACAGAGAGAGUCAAUUGCAGAACAUGGGGCAUACACAGAGUCAGAGAGAGGACAAGAACCUCAAAGAGGGUCCGAUUCAGAACAAGGGACACGCAGAGAGUCAGUCACAGAACAAGGGACACGCAGAGAAGGAUCAACAACAGGACAAAGUCAACGCAAAGGAUCAACAACAGGGCAAGGACCACGCAAAGCAUCAGAUUCAGAAUAUGGAUCACACAGAGAGUCAAUAAUAGAAGAACCACACACAGAAGAGCAAGGUCCAUAUGGAGAGACAAUUCCAGAACAAGAGGAUGUAGAUUCAACUUCACAAUCAAGGGAAGUUAGGAUCUCUAAAACAAGUGCAGAAUCUGAAUACAUUGAAAUCCCUUCACAAGAAAAGAAGUCUUGGGAGCUAAUACAUGAAGAGGAAUUAUCAAAAGAACUGCAAGAGCCCAUUCCUACGUCAAGUAAAACAAAUAUUUCAGGUAGUGAUUCAGCUCCUUCUGAUAUAAGAAAGGACAUUCAGAAAGACAAAUCCUGUGAACCCAAGUCCCAAAAAAUAGAAGGAAAAUCAUGGUCAGGUGGAUUUUUUGCUUGUGAUUGGAGGAAGAAGUAUGCCAAAUUUGAAGAUGAGGAUCAAGCAAACUUAAUCUAUGAUAACUCCAAGUUUACAGACCUACAUUCAAUUAUCAGAAAUAUUCAGUUUUACAAGGAAAUAAAAGAUAGGAGUGCCUUCAAUGGAGUUUCCUUCAAUCUGUUCCAGUUUGUGCAGGUCCUAGAGACAUUUGUUGGUGAAGAUGCCCCCUUGAGUGUCAGUGAGAGCCUCACCUCCUUUUUUAAGAGCAGCUAUGCUGAAACAAAAGAAGAAAAAAUGAGUGCCUUAGAACAGGUUAGACAAAAUGCUUUCCAAAUUCGUCGGGGACUUCUUCUAGAAGCUCUCUUUCAAAAGUGGGAUAGUGAUGGCUCAGGCUUCCUGGAUCUGAAUGAAGUUGAUGAACUCUUAUACACAUACAAGGAUGGAAUGGAAAAAGAAUCUAUGAAGAAAGCUAAACUACACAUCCAGUUUCCAAAGUCACACCAUGGUCAUGAAGUAAAGUUGUCUUCAAAACAAUUUCAGAAAUACAUAGAAUUGGUAGUAUCUGAACUCAGGGGCAAUGAAGAUCAAGUUUUGGAAAGUGUUGUGGAAUUUCUGAUGAAUAGUUUAAAGAGGAGUCAUAUUGAGGGUCUGAGGAAUUGUGCAAGACGAAAAUGGCUACAUCAAAUCCAACAUGCUGCAGAGACAAGUGGAGUGUCUGUGGAGCCAGUAUACACUGAAACCUUUAAGGCCCUCACCCAGGAUGCUGAAACUCAUGGAAAUAAGAAGAUCAGUGCUCACAUUUCCCUCUUAGAAGAAAAUGAACUACUUCCUGAUCGAGGAUCUGUUCUGCUGAGGAAUGUGGCUUGUACCCUAGAUGAUGCUCCAUUUGUACUGAACAGAGUGCUUUACCGGGACAUGGAGGGAAUCAGCUUUACAGUAGUGGAUGAAGGGAAACCAAUCCAUGUCCCCCAAGUACAGUACCAUGGGAACAUCGUCUUCUGGAACAAUUCUCGCAGUAAGAAUGAUCGUAAUGGGUCAUUACUGGCUCUGCCUCUGCAUGAUGCAUAUAUGAGGAUCUUUGGAGUCCUGGCUGUUGACACACUUAGAGAUCCCCACAAAAUAAAUAUCUUCGUCCCUCAUGAGAUCAGAUUCUAUCAGGGUGUUGCCAAUGUCUUUAGCACUGCCUAUCACUAUGUGCACAGCCGGGAGCACAUCCUGCAUAUUGUGAUCACUGGCCUUGGCUGGCUCUACAAUGUCACAUCCAACAUCAUCUCCAUCACUACAUACUUUGUUGAGCCUAGCCCAGACCAGGAUUCAGACUAUGUUUUACGCAAUAUGAUGGUUACAGGGCAGCUGGGUCUAACAGAAAUCCACACAAAUCCCCCUACUACCUUUAGGAAAUCAUGUGUCUUCAGAGAUUUCCUUUUUAAAUGUACAGACAGUUCAGAAGUUGUUUUGGAUUCUAUCUAUGGAGAAACCCACAUAGUAAUUCCACUUCGUGAGAGAACAGGAGAGGCUCUGGGAGCCCUUGAUGUUAACAUUGGCCGGACCAGGAUGUUGUUGUAUCAAGAAUAUAAAGAUCUACAGAAAAUGAUGAAGGUGAUCCAAGCUGCCUGCUAUGAAAUACUAGGCGAAUGCUCUGGAGAGAUAAAGAAAAACAUUAUCUUAGAGAUGGAAAAAGUGGGGGAAGUCCAGCGAGCAGGAAUUAUCUUCUUCCGAAUCAUGCUGCAGGAACUGCAGGCAUGUCUCCAGCUACUUAGUUCCAUGGACUUUGUGACACUGUUGCUGUACGAUCAUAAUACUCAGAUAGAGUCAACAUCUUCUGAGGACAGCAAAUCCAUGGAGUUGAAAGCCAACAUAAACCUAGUGCAUGACAUCCUGAAGGGAGUUAUCUUAUUCUUUCAUCCAGAAUUGGAAUCUUCAAGUGACUUGGAAGAUUGGGAUAAGGAUAAACUUUAUGUUAAUAGAUAUUUAGUGGAGAGUAUUUGUUCCUUUGAUCCAACUGCUAGCCAUGUGAAAGUCAACUUACAGCUCAUUAAUAAAUACAUCAAAGAUCAUUCCCGAAUUGAAGUAUGGAAAUUUGGUAAUACUGUCAUUGAACUUCUUUAUCACUGGAUACACAUCUGUUUAGCUCUUAUGCAACUAAGCAAAAAACUUAAUAAGGCUAUUGUACCUCCAUUGCCCUCCAAGUCUGACAGUAGUAGGUAUGCAAAAAUGCCUGGGGAACCUUUGCCAGAGAAAUAA